Molecule: messenger RNA, 2763 nt
Organism: Dovyalis caffra
Lineage: Eukaryota; Viridiplantae; Streptophyta; Magnoliopsida; Malpighiales; Salicaceae
Source: the annotation of a GenBank genome assembly
AUGGAAAACACAAUAAAGAUAGUAACUUACAACGUUAAUGGCCUAAGACAAAGAGUCUCACAAUUUGGGUCUCUCUCAAAACUCCUAAACACUUUCGAUGCAGACAUCAUUUGCUUUCAGGAAACAAAAUUAAGAAGACAAGAGUUAACAUCAGAUUUAGUAAUAGCUGAUGGGUACGAGUCCUUUUUUCUUGCACGCGAACUAAUGAUAAAGGCCGUACUGGGGGUUGCAACAUUUUGUCGUGUAAAGUCUGCAUUUACGAGUACUGAAGUGGCAUUGCCGGUUGCAGCGGAGGAGGGUUUUACUGGGUUUGCUGAUGGGUGUAAAAGAAAAGAAGGGCUUGAGGAGUUUGAAGAAGUUGAGCUUGUCAAGGUUGAUGGUGAGGGUCGGUGUGUCAUUACUGAUCAUGAUCAUUUCGUUCUUUUCAACUUAUAUGGGCCUCGAGCGGCGGGUGAUGAUACAGAGAGAAUUGAGUUUAAGAUGAAGUUUUUUAAGAUAUUACAGAAAAGAUGGGAGAACCUUCUGCAUGAGGGAAGGAGGGUGUUUGUAGUUGGUGAUCUCAAUAUUGCGCCUACUGUUAUGGAUCGGUGUGAUGCAGAUCCAGAUUUUGAGAAGAACGAAUUCAGAAGAUGGUUCAGGUCUAUGCUAAUGCAGUCGGGUGGGAUUUUUGUUGAUGUUUUCAGAGCAAAACAUCCUGACAGAAGAGAAGCAUACACAUGCUGGUCAUCGAGCACAGGUGCCGAACAAUUUAAUUUUGGGAGUAGGAUUGACCAUAUACUCUGUGCUGGGCCAUGCUUGCAUCAAGAGCAUGACUUGCAAGGCCAUAGCUUCUUGUCCUGCCAUGUCAAGGAAUGUGACAUAUUGACGGAGUAUAAACGCUGGAAACCUGGAGAUACGACUAGGUGGAAAGGAGGGUGGGGCAUCAAAUUGGAAGGUUCAGAUCAUGCUCCGGUUUAUAUGAGUUUGGAAGAAAUCCAUGAUAUUCCCAAACAUAGCACUCCGCCUUUAUCUGCUAGAUAUCUUCCCAUGAUUCAUGGUGUCCAGCAAACUCUUGUGACCUUGUUAAUGAAAAGGCAGGCUGCUACACAAGUGCCAUCCUACAGGAUAUCAAGCUCAUCUUCAGAUGGAGAUGCUAGUGGAAGGGCCUGCAGCCAAAGCAUUAAAAGUUCAUUCAAUGACUGCAGUAUAUUUUGCCCAUCUACAAGUGUCUCCUGUUCUUUGACUGAAGACCUUGAUGGUGCCAUUUCAAAAACAGAUGCGAAUUCCAAGGAUUUGACUAAUGAGAAUCAGGACCGUCCGGACAACACAAUGAUACUGCAAAGUCAGCAUUCUAAGUUGGUGCAUGCUGAAGGAACCCAGAAAAAAGCAAGAAAAAGUCGGUGUUCCCAGCUCUCCCUAAGAUCUUUUUUCCAGAAGAGUCCCAACCUUAGCACUGUUGCUGAGAACUCUACUGAUACUUCGCCUAGUCAGGCAGAACCAAACUCUAGCUAUCACUCGAAUGAUUUUCAUGCACUGGAUGAUAAAAGCAGCAGUCCCAAGCAUUGCGAACUGAAUCCAAGUACAGGCUCUCAGGAUCAAGAUGAGGGAAGCGAUGGCUUGCUUGAGAGAGAGAAAAAUAAUGUUGCUUUGUUGGAGUGGCAGAGGAUUCAGCAACUCAUGCAGAAUAGUAUUCCUGUUUGCAAGGGUCAUAAGGAACCCUGUGUUGCUCGGAUAGUAAAGAAACCAGGGCCCACUUUUGGCUGCAGAUUUUUUGUUUGCUCUCGAGCUGAGUCCCUCAUUCAAUCAAAGGGAAUUCUGCAUUUCCGCAGCUCUGCAAUUGCACUAGCUGAGGAUGUUCUGCAUCGGCUGGUUGUGUCAUGUGAAAUUGGUGCCCUUUGCUCUGAGGAAAAAGCAGACCAAGGAGGAUCAGCUGUAGGUAUUUGCAUUGCAUCUGUUGUCAUAUUAGCUCUUGUCGUCCUCGUUUUUGUUUCCAUCUGCAAGUGUUCUUCUACUACAUUAGGCAACUUGUCUUCUAAUAAUCAGCAAAAUCCUACGACAUCCAACUCAUGUUCCCGUGAACCUAAUACACAAGCCCACCAGGAACUUGUAGCCCUACCAGUUUCUGUCUUUGGAGAACAAACACUACCCUCAACCUCAAACUCAGCGUUGCCGCAACCAUCAUCAUCAGAAUCUUCUUCUCCUUUCGCAUUUUCUUAUGGAAACUGUGCGAUUUGCUUGGAUGAUUAUGCCCAUGGAGAGUCCAUAAGGGUCUUGCCUAGUCUCCUAAAGAACUUACAGCUAAAGCAGUACACAACAACGAUAGAUUCUCCUAAUGUGGUGGCAGAUGUUACAGGUUCAUUUACAUUAUUUCCUUUCAGCAAUGGCAGGAUUCAUUACAACCAAGACGCCAUUACUAUGCUGUGUUUAAUCGUUUUAUUGCUGGUCAAGUGCUUUUUUCCUGAUGAUGAGAACAAAGAUAACAGUGCUAAAAGUCCUGAUUGUGAUGAGAUUGCUGCGCUUCCUACGUUUUCGGUUGGGUCGAAUUCGUUGCCUCUAUGUUCUUCUGCAUCGUUGGAGCAUGAGAGCUCUGCCAUAUGCUUCGAUGAGUACAUUCAUGGAGGUUACAUAAAGGUUUUGGCUAGGGGUAAACACAUGUUCCAUAGGGACUGCAUUGAUAAGUGGCUGCUGUUAUAUUCAUUAGCUUGUCCCGUUUGUAGAGACCAAGCCCUUGAGCAGAAUAAGGAAGCCUACAAUGAUGAAUUAGGAAUCGAUAGAUUUUGGUAA